AUGGUCAGUUAUUUACAAAGAAUCGACAAGGAAAAACGAAAAUGUUGGAAAGAACGUUAUGCGUGCUCGGAUCAUCCGGAAGACGUAUUGAGGAACGACCUAAUCAAUCGGAUUCAUACAAUGUAUCCGGAAUUUAAAUACCUCAGAGAUUUCGAAUGGAAAGUCGAUAACGGCUUUUCUAACAGACAGAAAGGAGAACUAAUUUUCGGAUCCGACUAUGGAAUCUAUUUGAUAAUCGAAACCAAAUACCUGAAUCUGGGAACUGACGAAACUGCUCAAGUUUUUACACAGAAUGACCAGCUUAUUAGUGUCAGAGAACAGGCUAGAAAGUAUAAAGAAAUAGCUGCUAAAAGAUUUUGCGCAGAAGCUGUCAAAAUAAUUGGUGCCACAUUUACAAACGAGGAUAAUCGGAUUCAUUUUCUUGACGGCGAUGAGGAAAUUGCUAAAGAGCCCCUGAAAGCUUCAUUUGAUUGCAAAGUCCCGCAGCCCAUUUUUUGA
This is a messenger RNA of Paraglomus brasilianum, 498 nucleotides long. The record is from the annotation of a GenBank genome assembly. NCBI's taxonomy places the organism in Eukaryota, Fungi, Glomeromycota, Glomeromycetes, Paraglomerales, Paraglomeraceae.